Molecule: messenger RNA, 405 nt
Organism: Ylistrum balloti
Lineage: Eukaryota; Metazoa; Mollusca; Bivalvia; Pectinida; Pectinidae
Exons: 2
Coding region: 1-405 (134 amino acids)
Source: RefSeq, a predicted model, not a curated record
AUGUCUGACGGAGAUGACAGCGAUGUUCCAGACAAAAAUUUUGAUUUUGACAUUCAGCCUUAUCAGUUUGAACCAAGGAGAAUUCCAGCUCGUCCAACAACGCCAGUAGACACAGAGUCGGGAAGUGAUGGCGACUCGGACAAUGAGGACGAAGAAAUGGCCACCGCUGCGAGAAGACGGGACAGUGCGAUUGUGGCGCGUGUUUCAAUGUCCACUGAAGAAGAGUGUGUCUGUCAGGAAAUACCAAGGGUAUUGAGCAUGACCCAGGAGAGGGAGGUGACUUGCAUAACCGAGGAUGGAGGAUUUGUCGCCAACUGCUUGAACAAGGAUGUUCUUGUAGUGUCAGUUUUUUAUUUUUCUGAUCAAAAUGGUCCUAUUGGAGACAAUGAACCAGCGCACGAGUAA